AUGUCGGUAAAGGAGUGCAACCACCACAAAGGAAAGAAACACAAACGCAUCAAAAAAAUCUUCUGGGGAAUCGUAAUCUUCCUCUUCAUCGUCCUCCUCACCAUCCUAAUCACCUGGGCAAUCCUAAAACCUUCCAAACCAUCUUUCAUCCUCCAAGACGUCACCGUCUACGCUUUUAACGCCACCGUUCCAAAUUUCCUCACCUCAAAUUUCCAAGUCACCGUCUCUUCUCGCAACCCAAACGACAAAAUCGGCAUCUACUACGAUCGUCUAGACGCCUACGUCACUUACCGGAGCCAGCAAAUCACUUACAGAACCGCCAUACCUCCGUCGUAUCAGGGUCACAAAGACGUUGACGUUUGGUCGCCGUUUGUUUACGGAACCAACGUCCCGGUUGCUCCUUAUAACUUCGUUGGUCUUAGUCAAGACCAGACUAACGGUAACGUGCUUGUUGUCGUUAAACUUGACGGUAGAGUUAGGUGGAAGGUUGGAGCUUUCAUUUCCGGUCAUUACCAUGUUUUUGUUCGGUGUCCUGCUUUUAUUACCUUUGGUCCUCAGAGUAACGGAAUCUCCGUCGGUGAUAGCGGCGCCGUUAAAUAUCAACUUGUUCAACGGUGCACCGUCAGCGUUUAA
Molecule: messenger RNA, 633 nt
Organism: Lathyrus sativus (Indian pea)
Lineage: Eukaryota; Viridiplantae; Streptophyta; Magnoliopsida; Fabales; Fabaceae
Source: the annotation of a GenBank genome assembly